Molecule: messenger RNA, 1218 nt
Organism: Acanthosepion pharaonis
Lineage: Eukaryota; Metazoa; Mollusca; Cephalopoda; Sepiida; Sepiidae
Source: the annotation of a GenBank genome assembly
AUGCUUGGGGUUGUUAACACCAGCCUUUCUGAGGGUGGGGGUCUUCGGUCCUCCUAUCUCUCCUCAUCAUGCCAAAUCCUUGGCUAUAAAGAUGUACAUUUGGUACUUUCUGAAGAUCAUGCCUGGGUCACAUUUGGCAAAGAUGGCCAGGAAACUGCAGAAGUAACUUGGCAUGGCAAAGGGAAUGAGGAUAAACGCGGUCAACCAAUAAGUGAGGGAGUUGCUGAGAAGAAUUGGCUUUACUUGAAUGGCAAACCGGUGAUUUGCAAUCGUCCUAUGGAGGUGGCUGCCAUGGUUUCAGCAAUUAAUCCGUCCAUUAACUCAACCAUGGACAGUUCAGAGAUGGCAUCUUUGCAGCAGGAACUUCUCUGGUUAUUGCAUGAUAUGGGGUAUCUGUCAAAGUAUCCAAUGGCUCUUGGCAACCUUGGGGACCUUGAAGAAAUGUCCCGUUCACCUGGGCAACCACCUCCUUUGGCAUUAUUCCAAGAAGGUAUUGAUGCUGACAAGAAGUAUUAUGAUAACCAACAUGUCUAUCCUUACACUUAUAUGGGAGCUUUUCUCUUUCGAAAUGGUCAAUAUAAGAAGGCACUAAACUUCUGGUCAAAUGCAAGUGCCGUUAUGAAAGGGUAUAAUUACAACAGGGAAGAUGAAGAAAUUUACAAAGAGUUUUUGGAGAUUGAUAAUGAUUUCAUUCCACAAAUUGUGAAAACAGUUGACAAAGACAAGAAAGGCAGCUUUUUACGGGACCCAGAAUGCUAUGCAGAUCUGCUGAGAUUUUAUGAUGGCAUAUGUGAAUGGGAAGAGGAUUAUUUACUUGGAGGUGGGGAACCAUUUACUUUGACUGCAGCUAAUAGUAGUAGUGCUGACACCAGGGUGGACUAUGAUGAGUUUCUCAGCACCAAGUCAAAUGGAACUCAAUUUAUUGGGAUGACAGUUGAUUCCUUGUUGAAGGCUGAAAGCCCAGCUGAUAUGAUGAUGUGUCGUAAGACACCAGAUAUUGCCUCCAACAAUUUCACCUUUCCAACAGUAUCGUUGAAACUGCGUAGCAAAAAGAUGAAAGGUUUGAAAAAGAUCCUGCAGUCUCCAAAAUUGAAUGCAAGUGCCAUAAAGCUUCAGUUGACUGCACAGUCACAAGUGGAAUUUCGACACAACAGGAGAACUACAGAAUCAUCUGACCAGCCAUCAACAACAACCAGGAAACGUUUGCGGCGAGAGUAA